CUAACCAGGUACGAGUGAAUUCGUUGUUUUUUUCGUGUUUUUUCGCGCGCCGCGGCCGAAAAAGCCGAGGCGUCGUGAAUUCCGCUUAUUUCUGCCUUUGCACGCGCCCCCAAGGACGCGAACGACCUUCGUAAUAACCAUUGUAAAUAGAGAGUGUAUAUAGAGUGAUAGGUGAGUGAGAGAUAGUGUGUGGAGCUAUAUUUGGCAAUGAGUUCAAGUAAUAAAACAUCAGUGUCCUCCAGUGGGAGAGGCACUAAUAAAAACAAAUUAUCACAGCAACAUGGAAAGUCAGACCAUCACCAAACUAAAUCAUCAGAUUCAACAAAACAUGAUAAAGUGCAGCCAAAUACUGUUCAGGUCCGGCAUGCACAGAUCAUUGACACUCGCAUGGGAGGAGUUGAAGAUCCAGUAUUUAAAGAACGGAUCAAAGAAGUUAUGGAUUUAACGUGUCGUUCCGAAGAUGAAGUCAUUAUGGCUUUGCACGAUAGCGAUGGAGAUUUGAAUCGUGCGGCCAUUGAUCUCUUGGAAGGUGUUAAAACAGAAUGGGAAGUCAAAAAAAAGAAGCCUCGUCAACCAAGUGGCUCAAAGCAAACUGCUGAUCAACCAGGUGGUCAAAAUGAUGGCGGUGAUUGGGAAGAAAGACGUAAUCAACGAAGUGGUGGACCACCACGAAUGCGAGGUCGUGCGAAUCAUGACAACCGUGAAUGGCGUGGUCGUGAAAAUAAAGAGAAUGAAAGAAACAUGGAAGAGAGCGCUCGAGAUGGCAGCUACAGUGGCAGUAGAAGAGGACGAGGAGGUCCUGGUAGAUCAGGACGUGGAGGUCGUGGAGGUGGAAGAGGUCUUGGACCACGAACAUUUGCGAAUCGUAAUGAUCCUGCUUCAACUUCUUCGACUCAUAGUUUUAGUCGACCAAUUGACACUUGGGCAGGUAGCGAAGAACAGCAACAAAGCAUUCAGGAACCAAAAAUGGAAGCUUGGAAUAAUUAUGAAUCAACAGAAGAUUGGGAUAAUGAGGAAUAUACAGGAUCAUUAGCAGAUACAAAAGUUUUUACUCCAAGUACGUCUUUAACUGAACAAGCUCCUGUACAUGAUGAACCAAAGACUUCAGAUUUACAAACGAUGCAGUCAAAUCAGACUGUUAACCUGGGACUAUUGCAACAAGAAGAAAUAUCAAAAUUAUCUGAAAUACCAACGAUACAACAACAAGCAUUAAUUCCACAACAAGCUCAACAGCAACAAACUGUGCUGAGCUUACCAACAAUGCAACUUUCACAACAACCAAAUGCUAUUAGUGGUGGUGUAUUAACUGCUGCACAAACUCAAUAUUUGACACAGCUAACUCAACAAACUAGUGAAAAUCUAAAAACAGCAGGACAGUCUUCAUUUCCAUCUUCAAUAACAAAUCAGCCCCAAAGACAAUCCAAACAACGUCCAAGAGUACCACCUCCGUCUAAAAUACCAUCUAGUGCGGUAGAAAUGCCGGGCGAUGCAGUCAACAGUGGCAUCGGAUUUCUCGAUGUUCAGUUUGGCGCACUUGAAUUUGGAAGUGAUUCAAGCUCGCUUGAUGGUUCAGCUAAUGAAAAAUAUAAUUCAAGUAAUAAUACCAUCUCUAAUGUUGACGUUCCAUCUACCACAAAUACUGUAAACACAGCUGGGACAAAUAGUUCCAUUGAUAUUGAAACUACACAAACUUCCACAACACCAUUUAAUGCCACUUCUCAAAUGUUAUCGAGCAGUGACAGUUUACCAGUAUCAAAUGAUCAUUCAAUAAAUUCUCAAACUUUUGCGGGACGUGGAACUACUGGUCAAACUUUGGAUAUAACCAAACAGGAUUUCACAUCGCAAGUUUCUCCAGGAAAUGCAGCUACGUAUGGCGCAGCGACGUAUCAAUCCCAAAAGACAUCAUUUCAACCGUCUAGUGCCACACAAAGCAGUUAUAACACAUAUUCUACAAAUACGCAAUCAGGACAGUCUUUCCAGACUGUUUCAGUCACAAACGCCAAUACGUAUUCUGCAACUGCAACAGUAUCACAAACAAGUUAUAAUUCUUCAUCAUCAUUCCCACAAUCAAAUUCUUCAAACUUUAGUCAAGCAUCUCCUUCUGCAUCAACAUCCGCAGCUUCUGUUUACAAUCAGCCAACUACUACCAAUCAGGUAUAUCAAUCAACGAGUGGUUAUGCAUCCACAACAACCUCUCAAUAUCAACCAUCUUCUGUAGCUACAAAUACUGUAUCAAAUAGUAAUGCUGGAUACCAAACAAGUGGUUACCAAGGAUCUUCUUCAUUUCAAUCUACUCCUCAAGCUUAUCAACCAUCUGCUACUACAUUUAGUUCACCUAUUACUCAGACCACUGGACCUUAUCAAAGUGCAGCACAAUCCGUUUAUGCGAGUGCGUAUGGAAAUUACACAAGUCAACCACAAACUGCAUCUCACAACCAUAAGCUGAAUAGUAGUACAACAAAGGAUUCCCAAUAUGAAAGUAGUACAACGACUUCUAACAAUUCUCUUGCUACGACGACGACAACUACAUUAGGGCUUAGUUCAGCUUCUGUGAAUAGUUCUCAAACAAAAGUAACUAGUUCGAAUGCUGUACCAAAAAGUACAUCGAGCGGCGUUGUAACGGGUAGUAGUGGCACUGGCAAUAUAACAGGCGGAGGAGCAGCAGGCAGUAUGGCACCGAUGCUUAGUCACCAGUACAUUAUGGGUCAGGGAGUGCCAUAUACAUUUCAACAACCAAUGUACAGCUACGAAGACUUACAACUUAUGCAACAAAGAAUACCGCAUAUGCCAACUACUGGUUACUAUGACGCGGCUCUGGGCUAUCAGACGACUGGACCAGCAACCAGUCUUGGUGGGGCACGAGGUGAUGCGUUGUCUGGUGUACAAGGUGUUCAAGGAGUGCAAGGUGUCCAAGGAGCUUAUACCAGUAUUAGCGACGCUAGGUUUGCCAGAAAUGAUAGUAAUGCGUCACCGGUUCCUUCUACUAUGUCGCAACAGACUGCUACACAGCAUCAACAACCUAUGAUGAAUCCAACACUUCCUCCAGGUUACGCAUAUUUCACAUAUAGCGGAGGCAUAAUGCCAGGAGGUUUUCAAUAUGGAACUCCUGCUAUUUAUCCCCAGAUAGCAACUGCAGGAAAUGCUGGUACAAAUAGCGGAGCGUACAGCGCUAAACCAGGAAGUUAUGGAUCUGGUUAUGGCGGUGGUGCAAGUUACGAUGCUUUAGCAUCCGCAGGGCCAUCCGGAGAGUAUAAAGCUGCUGGGAGUAAUUAUACUGGUACACAGGCGGGCAAAACUGGUACUUCUACAGGAAAUACCAAUACUGGUGGAUCAUCUGCGACUGAUAUUAGUGCAACGAUGUAUGCAAAGAGUCACGUAGCACUUAGCAAAGUAAAUUCAUAUGAAAAACAAGCUUUCCAUUCUGCGACUCCACCGCCAUUUGGUAUUACUGGUAGCCAAAAUGCAGGAUUGCCUGGAGGAUACGGCACGCCGCACUUAUUUAUACCAACGAUGCCUCAUCAAUUACAUCAACCACUUCAUCAGGAUGGUACCAACAGCACAGGUCAAAGGUCCAAUACAAGUUCACAAAACAAAGCUCAAGCUAAGCCUGGUUACAGUCCUAGCUAUUGGGCUGGAAGCAAUUAAAAUAUAUCUUUGAACGGGAUAAAGAAGAAAGGAGCAAUGUAACAACCGUUUUAGAAAAAUAAACAUUCGCCAUUGUGAGAUAUGGUGGUGUAAAACAUGGACGUUGAUAUAAAGGGUUUACGCGAUACAUGAGAAUAAGGACAAAAGAUUUUUUUUUUUUUUUUUUUUUUUUCUUUUUGUUUUUUUUUUUUCAUCAGGUUAUACAUUUUGGCUAUAAAUCAAUACGGACUAAAGAGUGGGUCUUAAUCGUUGGAAGGAUUAAACAAUAUUUGUUGUUUCUCUUACGAGAAAAGAAUCUUAGAUGUUCUUUAAGAUUAUUCUAUCAAAGUCAACUUCCCUUAAAAAUGAUUCUCAUACUGAAUAUUAAUUUCAGUUCUUUAUUUCAAAAUCGUGACGUUUCAAAUAUUAACAAUGAUUAUUUUGUUAUAUUAUCUUGAUUUUGUGUUUCAUAUAAUGAAAUGUGUAAGAGGGAAGUUUUUGUUUCGUCUACUACUAAUACAUCUUAUGCUUGAAAAGCAUAUAUUGAUAUGUUAUAUGAUGUUUUUGAAGUUAAACAAUGUUUAUUAUGAGAGCAAAUGAAUUGUAUAAUUCUUCCUAACGGAAGUUGCACUCGUGCCAAAUAGACUGGUAGCGUGAGUGAUAAUUUCGAGAACUUGUCUGGUUACUUGUCUUUAUCACGAACGCAGGAUCAAAGCGCGAGCAGGCUUCGUGUGGUUCGUACCACUAGUAAACCUACUACCGAGUGUGUGAAUAGCGUAGCGCUUGUGUGAAAGAAAAAGAAAAACCAUAAAAGCUAACGGCUGCUGUAUCAGCUCCUGUAUAUGCUUCAGUACACUACAGUGCAAUUGCGAAUAUACCGCAUCGACUGCAAAAAGUGAUAGUUUUUUGUAAAAUGUAGGCAUUUUGGCUAACAUCUAACGUGCUCCUUUACACGAAGAAAAAAGAAAAAUAAGAAAAAAAGAAAAAAACACAAAGCACCCUUUCAUGAAAUAAUGUAAAGAUGUGUUUCUGUAAAUUGCAGUGUUUGUAUGUAUCAAGAAAAUUUUAAGUACAUAAACAUUUAUGAUUAUAAUAUUUUCACUUUUUGGUACAUGAAAUAUAAGCAGGGAUUAUAUCAGAGCAAUUAUUUGUACCUAUACAGAGAGUAUUCUGUUCACUUGGAUCGCUAAUUCGAGUGAUUAAAAUAGGUGAACAUUACUUUUUGUUAUAAGGUAUAGAACAAAAGUUCCCGAACCAAAAAGGUAAUCUCUUAUGAUUAUAUUAUCUGAAAUAAUUGUAUAAAAUUAUUUUAUAUUUAUAAAAAAUCAAAUUAAGAAAUUUUAGAUAUGCCUGUACAAGUAUCAAGGGACAUUAGGAGAUAUCAACAAAUUUCUUAUUGUAUCUUUAAUCAAAUCGAAAUGCAGCCCUGUUUCCUUCUGAUCGUAGAGACUCUAUUAAGAUUUCUUUCUAGAGAGUUAAAACGACAAUUAUUCAUAAUAAUAUUACUUUAAUAUCCUUUAAACGUGAUCGUUACAUGAAAUUCGAUGAUCGUUAUGUUUCUUCAUUGAUUUAUCAUCCACAAAGUAAUAAUGAAGAAGAUUUAAUAUUCAGCACAAAUAACUCUUUAUUUACAUAUUACUAUUAUAUUUGGCAAGAUUUUGCGAUUAUUUUAUAAGCAUAUAAAAAAAUAAUAAAAAAGCAUAUAAAAAGGUAAAAAAAAAAAAAAUUCAAAAAAGAAAAAAAAAAAUAUGAUUCAUUUUGUAAACAUAUUAUAGAAAUUUUAACUCGUAAAAAGUUAAAACAACUUUAAAAUGCAUUAUAUCAUUAAAUCAUUAUUUAAUAGAGCUCUUUAAUUAUAAGGAAGAAAAUUUAUACGAUUUCUUAUUAUACAUAUUUAUAUUGCAAACCAUUCUCUAAAUUUUCGAUUUAGCACGUUGUGAACGAUUGUGAAUGAUCGUUAAUUGAAAGAUCUAUUGUUUAUAUCUCGUUCGCACAUUUUAUUUGGAAUUGUAGGUCUGAUAAUAUUAUCGGAUAAACAGAAUAAAAGGCAAUUUUUUGCAUUUCAAUUGAUAAGAAGGAAGCACGUCACGCAAUUAUAGUUAUUUAGUAUACGAUAUACUUAGAUUCACCCGAUAUUACGUGCUGAAGUAAUUGACUAGAACAAAUCUAUGAUAAUUUGUCGUCUUUCACCGACAAAGGAAAGUAGAUACUUCAAUGUAUUUUUAGUCAUAUAACCAGUCUGCCAGUCUAUCUAUUUGAUACGAAGAAAGAGAACCGAUCAUCUGUUUGUUCCAAGAGUAUCGAUCAUAUUUCAAAUUACGCGAGUGUUGGAGAGAGAUCACGUGAACGAUCUUUAAAAGGAGGGAAAUUUGAAAGAGAAAUUAUUUGGUGACCAAUGCACGCUUUAGAAGUUAUAGUUUACAUCUUUGCAUUAUGAAAUAGAAAAUCAUUGCCAAUAUUCUUCCCAUGAAAACGAACGAUGCUAUUUAUGCAUGUAGAACGUUCCACAUGUGGUGCUGUGAGAAUUUUUACGAUUUGUGCGUGGUUAUCAUGUACCAUAAGUGGGAUAUAAAUUCUCUUUUACUAUUAACAAAAAAAAAAAACAAAAAAAAAGAUGAAAGAUAAAAAAACGGUUGUCAAAGCUUUAUUAAGUACCGCUGACAUAAACGAGAAACAAAUAGUUGUAAGUAAACUUUCUCUCUCUCUCUCUCUCACUCUCUCUCUCUCUUCCUCUCUCUCUCUCUCUCUCUCUCUCUCUCUCUCUCUGUCUCUCUCAUUUUCUAUCUUUUCUUCUCUCGUUAGCCGUCACAAGCGGUAAUAUACAUAAGCGGUAUGAAUAGGAUAUGUUUGAGGAUAUUGGAAGACCAAAUGUAGGCUAGCUUCCUUGCUCUCAAAAAUAUACCAUUUGUACUGAGAAAUUUUGAGAAAAAAAAAAAUGUAGACGAUUCAAUUUCACAAGAAUCCUCCGAGAAAUGAUAAACAACGCCACUGGUUAUAGGUACACAUUAAGAACGUUAAGAAAAGGGGGACGUUGAUCACGUGUUCGUUGUUCUUUGUAUAUUGUUCAGCGGACACUACAAAGAAAGCAUUUGCAGUAAUGAGAGAAAAAAAAAAAGCGGGAAAAUGUUUAUGUUCUUGUUUUAUCUUAGCAUAGGCUUUAGUUAUUUCAAACUUUUUUUCUGUACACAUGGAUAUACUUAGGAAGAAAUACGAUAAAUGUGAUUAUAAUGAAAAAUGAAACAAAAAAAAAAAAGAUGGAUAUUGUUAUGGUAAAGAUUGAAAAGAAGCCACUAAACAAAAUGAUUAAAGGGAAAAAUGAAAAAGGAAAAAAAAAAAAAACAAGGAUAAACUUCAGAGUAAGCACGUUUGUUCUCGUAAUAAUUAUUAUACAAUUCAUAAUUUUUGUAUUUUUGUCAAAUAUUAACCGAUCGACCGAGAAUGCAAAAUGCAUUACGCCACUACUGCUAACUAUUAUAUAAUUAUUAAAAAUAAUAAUAGCUACUACUGUGUAUAAAUAUGAAUAUAUAAGAAUAAAUGUAUUAAAGAAAUCUUGUAAUUCAAGUACCUGCUGUGCUUGGAAGACAUUUUGAACUUUAUAAUUUUAUCAGUA
This is a messenger RNA of Vespa velutina, 7234 nucleotides long. It is a transcript of the gene lig, whose product is annotated as protein lingerer. The transcript is spliced from 15 exons. The record is from RefSeq and is a predicted model, not a curated record. Gene Ontology annotation, molecular function: protein binding. Gene Ontology annotation, cellular component: cytoplasm; nucleus. Lineage: Eukaryota; Metazoa; Arthropoda; Insecta; Hymenoptera; Vespidae. The coding region runs from base 208 to 3645 and encodes 1145 amino acids.